UGAACCACCCAGGCGUCCCUGGGGUAGACUUUUUUUUUAUUUCCACUUUUCAAAUGAAAAGAUGGAGGCUUUGAAAGAUGGCCAGGAUCCCCCAACUGGGAAGUGGCAGGUCUGGGAUUUGGUUCUAGGGCUGUGAGAGUUCCAGAAGCUGGUGCCCUGCAUGAAGAUGCUAUAUUAGCUCAUGAAAAACCACACGGGCAGGGUGGUAAUAACGUCCAUUGACGUGCAGUGAGUCUUCAGCAAAUGUAUUCUGUUAUUGUUACUGUUGUUGUUGAUCUCUCCUUCUCUGGGCCUGUGGCUUGUGAGAGUGUCUGCUGGAUGGGCCAGGUCAUGAUGAGUGGAAAAGUCCUUCUUUGGGUGUUUGACCAGAAAAAAGUGGACAUGUAGCUGGAAUGUAGCUGAGCGCCAGGCUCACGCCUGGAGGCUGGAGUUGGGAUGAGCGCUGGAGCCUUGAGUGCCCUGUGGGAAGCCAGUGGAAGCAGUUCAUUCUCUUCCCGCAGAUCCACAACUGGAACAAUGAUGGAAUGUUCUGACAUUCUUACCACAAGCCAACCCCUGUGAUAAAUGUUUUGUAAGCAUCAAAUCUUCAGCUUCCCGGUGAGAGGCGUUAUUGCCCCAUUCUGCAGAUGAGAAGGCCGAGGCUCAGAGGCUGAGUGAGCAGCAGGGUCAGGAAUCAGCUCAGGCCCCAAAUCCGAAUUUGUAACCUCUGAGCAGGAUAUGUAUCCACAAAAUGAUGCUGAUUUUCUGGGUUUUCUUAGAUCUCUCAGAGUUCUUUGGCUGGUGCAUGGGACCUGUUUCCCCUGUGGGCAGGUGGGCCUGCCUGGGCCUGGUCCCCACCGCCCUCCCCCAUUCCCCGCAGAGACUGAGAGGCUCCUAACCCCCAGCCCUGGGUAUGGCACCCGGGCCGGGCCUUCCCCGGCCCCUUCUGAAGAGGAGGACCUCCGCCGCCGGCUCAAGUACUUCUUCAUGAGUCCCUGUGACAAAUUUCGGGCCAAAGGCCGCAAGCCCUUCAAGCUGAUGCUGCAAGUCGUGAAGAUCUUGGUGGUCACCGUGCAGCUCAUCCUGUUCGGGCUCAGCAACCAGCUGGCAGUGACAUUCCGGGAGGAGAACACCAUUGCCUUCCGGCACCUUUUCCUGCUGGGCUACUCGGAUGGGGCGGAUGACACCUUCGCGGCCUACACACGGGAGCAGCUCUACCAGGCCAUCUUCCACGCUGUGGACCAGUACCUGAUGCUUCCUGAUGUGUCACUAGGCCGGUAUGCCUACGUGCGGGGCGGGGGUGGCCCCUGGGCCAACGGCUCGGCCCUGGCCCUCUGCCAGCAGUACUACCACCGAGGCCAUGUGGACCCAGCCAACGACACCUUUGACAUUGAUCCCAUGGUUGUCACUGACUGCAUCCGGGUGGACCCCCCUGAGAGACCCCUUGUGCCCCCCAGCGAUGAUCUCUCCCUCUCGGAUGGCAGCGCCAGUUACAAGAACCUCACGCUCAAAUUCCACAAGCUGAUCAACGUCACCAUCCACUUCCAGCUGAAGACCAUCAAUCUCCAGAGCCUGAUCAACAAUGAAAUUCCAGACUGCUACACCUUCAGUGUCCUGAUCACUUUUGACAAUAAGGCGCACAGUGGGCGCAUCCCCAUCAGCCUGGAGACCCAGGCCCAUAUCCAGGAGUGUAAGCACCCCAGCGUCUUCAGGCAUGGAGACAACAGCUUCCGACUCCUGUUCGAUGUGGUCGUGAUCCUCACGUGCUCCCUCUCUUUCCUGCUGUGCGCCCGCUCGCUGCUCCGUGGCUUUCUGCUGCAGAACGAGUUUGUUGUGUUCAUGUGGCGGCAACGGGGACGAGUCAUCAGCCUCUGGGAUCGGCUGGAAUUUGUCAAUGGCUGGUACAUCCUGCUGGUCACCAGCGAUGUGCUCACUAUCUCGGGCACCAUCAUGAAGAUUGGCAUCGAAGCCAAGAACCUGGCGAGCUACGACGUCUGCAGCAUUCUCCUGGGCACCUCCACGUUGCUUGUCUGGGUCGGCGUCAUCCGCUAUCUGACCUUUUUCCAUAAGUACAACAUUCUCAUCGCCACACUGCGGGUGGCGCUGCCCAGCGUCAUGCGUUUCUGCUGCUGUGUGGCUGUCAUCUACUUGGGCUAUUGCUUCUGUGGCUGGAUCGUGUUGGGGCCCUACCAUGUGAAGUUUCGCUCGCUGUCCAUGGUGUCGGAGUGCCUGUUCUCGCUCAUCAACGGGGACGACAUGUUCGUGACGUUCGCCGCAAUGCAGGCUCAGCAGGGCCGGAGCAGCCUCGUCUGGCUCUUCUCCCAGCUCUACCUCUACUCCUUCAUCAGCCUCUUCAUCUACAUGGUGCUGAGCCUCUUCAUCGCGCUCAUCACUGGAGCCUACGACACCAUCAAGCACCCAGGCGGUGCUGGCGCAGAGGAGAGCGAGCUCCAGGCCUACAUCGCGCAGUGCCAGGACAGCCCCACCUCCGGCAAGUUCCGUCGCGGGAGCGGCUCGGCCUGCAGCCUGCUCUGCUGCUGCGGCAGGGACGCCUCGGAGGAGCAUUCGCUGCUGGUGAAUUGAGUCGGACCCGCCACUGCUGCUGGACAUUAGCCUUCCGACUGCGGAGACUCAUGCUUAUUUAUUUUUAGGGUUUGCUUUUAAGGACCGGUUCCCUGCCGCGCCCUGAGGACCUGGGCCAGUCGGGUCGGACACUGGUGGGACGGGGGUGGGGUGGGUGUUAAAUAA
Molecule: messenger RNA, 2727 nt
Organism: Ailuropoda melanoleuca (giant panda)
Lineage: Eukaryota; Metazoa; Chordata; Mammalia; Carnivora; Ursidae
Gene: MCOLN1
Product: mucolipin TRP cation channel 1
Exons: 13
Coding region: 718-2562 (614 amino acids)
Cellular component (GO): lysosomal membrane; plasma membrane
Molecular function (GO): NAADP-sensitive calcium-release channel activity
Source: RefSeq, a predicted model, not a curated record